Penicillium lagena is the source of this 2544-nucleotide messenger RNA. RefSeq names its product putative C2H2 transcription factor (Ace1) (gene ace1). NCBI's taxonomy places the organism in Eukaryota, Fungi, Ascomycota, Eurotiomycetes, Eurotiales, Aspergillaceae. The coding region runs from base 1 to 2544 and encodes 847 amino acids. The record is from RefSeq and is a predicted model, not a curated record. The transcript has 3 exons.
AUGACAGCCUCUGUCGUUGAACCCGCCCGGGUGCACCCCCGCCGGCGGCCGGUCUUAAGCACCGACGCUGCCCCCUCGUCCGAGGCUCCCUCCGGCCCAUCGAAGAUGCGCUUGCAAAAAGGAGAAACGUUUCACUCGCCGACAACCCCUCCUGCCGAGGACCGUGAUCCGGUUAUGAGUGUACGCUCGCUGCCUCGUCGCUCCCCAACGUCUCUGGAGGCUAUUGCCGCCAACGAACACCGGAUGACCUCGCUGCUCGGCCGUCUCAGCUUGGGGACGGAUUCGGAGGAAUCCAGCAGCAAGGAUCUCAACCGCAAAAUCGACACUGCGAUCCCGUCUGCACCCUCUGUUGAUGAGGAUGGCUCGGAUGAUGAGAAGAUGACCCAUCAAAGCCACAGCCACGAGUCCGACAGUGGACUGGGAACCUCGGUCAGCAGUGUCGAGAGUGUCUCUUCAGAUAAGAACAACGUGAAUGAAAAAGCGAAUGCCCUCACGGGCACCACAGCAGCAACUUUCGACAAGCGCCAGCUGGGAUUGAAUGCCUGCAAGCAGAUCGAGAAGUUCAUUCUGGCUCCUAUACUGAAGGAAUCUCGAUUGAAGCCAUUCCAUCCGCUGGUGCAGAGUGUACCUCAACGCAUUUUGAAUAAACAGAUUGUCUGCCUUCGCGAUUUGGAGAAAACCCUAUUGUGGUUGGCGCCGAAAUCUGCUCCUACUCGACUUUCCUAUCUCAACUUUUGCGAAUUCACCAUCCAGUGUCUUCACACUUCGGCCUCGCACCUGAACGCGCGCGACCAACGUCUUCCUGCCGACCGCCCAUACACUAACGGAUACUUUCUCGAUCUUGUUUCCCAGGUUAGACGCUACGCCGCCAUGAUUCGUGAGUCCCGCGAGCGGAUUGAAGCCGCUCAGGCGGCCAGGUCGGCCGAUGACAAGAACGAAAAGGCCACUGAGCCCACCAUGUAUGCUAUCUACCUCUCCCACCCCGACAGCUUCCUAACUGGCAAUCAUAGUACCGGAACACUCAAGCUCGAAGGUGGCUUGUCCAAGACCGGAAAGCCUGCCGAGCUGGUCCUCGUGCAGGAGGAUGGCAAACCCGUCUCGAUGCGCACUGGGGAGCCCUACGAGGCUGAUCUCACCAGCCCGGUUUUCAAGCGCAUGAUGAGUUUCGAUGAGUCGGUUGAUGAGGGUGUGCAGCGUUCUAUGGCUCGCCGCAAGAAGAAUGCCCCGCCCAUGGACAUCAACCAGAAGUGCAGUCAUUGUGACAAGGUCUUCAAGCGCCCCUGCGACCUGACCAAGCACGAGAAGACUCACUCGCGCCCGUGGAAGUGCACGCAGCCAUCUUGCAAGUACUUCCAGGUUGGCUGGCCGACCGAGAAGGAGCGCGACCGUCACAUCAAUGACAAGCACUCCAACACUCCUGCUUUGUUCACCUGCAGCUUCAAGCCCUGCACCUAUGCCUCCAAGCGUGAGAGCAACUGCAAGCAGCACAUGGAGAAGGCCCACGGCUGGGUCUACGUUCGCUCCAAGAACAAUGCCCGUGGUCAUCACGUCAAGCGCGGCUCGUCGUCCGUGCAGGCCACCCCCCAGACCCCCAGCGUGUCCACUCCGGGCUCGAAGCCAACCGACUUCUCCACCCCGACCAGUGGCCCUAGCCCAUCUCCUCUGGAGUCGAACAUGGGCUUUGCGGACAACUCCAACUUCAACUUCAACGAUCCUCCUGCGGCCCCUUGCAGUGAUGACUUCCCUCUGUUUUUGGAGAACUCGCCUUACCAUACCUCCUCUGCGGGACUGAGCAACGACGUCGACCCUUCAUUCGGGUCUUCGAUGAAUCUCGACGCUUUCCAGGCCCAGUUCGGGGCCGGCGACCCGAAUGGUCUGAUUUCGUCUCUGGAGAUGCACCGCCAGUCCAUGAACACCAUGUCUGUCCCCUCCGCGGACUCGGUUCCGGACCUGAUGGGCCCCGUGUCUUUUGAUGGCUCUCCGCUUGCCUCCACUGAGAACGCGAGCCUGAACUUUGACCUGGAGUGGAGCCAGCUGGACAUGCAAAACCUCGGCGAGGACUACACUGCGAUGCAGAUGCAGCUGCCCCCUGCCGGCAAUGCGAUGGAUGCCGUGGCCAUGAAGGCGUACACGCGCGACCUUCCUCUGAUGGGCGAUGCCACUGACUUUUCCUACAAGCUGUCUGGCCUGUCCCCCCAUGCGCAGGGCAACCCGAUGCUGUACUCUCCCCACUCGGGUCGGGUCGAGGAGAGUCUGUCGGACCACUAUGACUACACCGCGCAGCACCACCAGGUGGGCAACGACUUCACCCUGUACGAGCAGAAUGUGCAGAUGAACCCGACUGCGACCACCAACACCAUGCUGCCGACCACCACUGCCCACCAGUCUGCGGGCCAGUACAACCAGAACCACGGCAUGUUCCCUCCGCUCGAUCGUGAGCAGGCCCUGCACGGCAUCCAGACCUGGGCGGACCAGCAGCAGCAGCACGGCGCGGCCCAGGGAUCGCGCAUGCCCUCUGACAUGGACCUGGACUUUAUGGGUUAG